Molecule: messenger RNA, 840 nt
Organism: Ambispora leptoticha
Lineage: Eukaryota; Fungi; Glomeromycota; Glomeromycetes; Archaeosporales; Ambisporaceae
Source: the annotation of a GenBank genome assembly
AUGGGCAGUUGCCUAGAUAAGCUUCAAAUAAAUGAAACAGAUCCUGAUACACGCUCAAUCAUUCCUAUUACGGGAACAUCUUCCUUGCAUGCUCUGUUCAAGUCCACUUGGCAAGUAAAUUUUCUUGCGCCCGUUCAUGAGCUACUCGAAUCGGGAAACGCGCGAGUUUUAGAAUACGGAUGCCAAACAGGGGAAUGGGUUUUAGACAUCUCUGAUAAUUACCCACUCGCAAAAGUAUGGGGAAUCGAUACAUCAAAUAACUUUCCUUCCUCGCCAAUACCACUAAACUCUAAUUUUUUAAUCUGUGAUAUUCUUAACGUUAAUGGAUUGCCUUUUGCCGAUAAUACAUUCGAUCUCGUUCAUACACGAUGUUUAGCAUUCACAUUUACCGAAAUCGAAUGGGAGCAAAGGGUAAUAAAGGAAUUGUCACGCGUGUUAAAACCAGGAACUGGUUGGCUGAGUCUCCUAGAAAUCAGCUUAUUUUAUACAAAUGAAGGUCCAAACACCGCUAAGCUUACGGAAUCCAUGAGAUCCUUUCUUAAAGAAAAGAACGUGAAUCCUGAUAUCACAAGCUUACAAUUAAAAUUGUUACAUGAGUCUAAUCACUUCGCGGACAUACAGGUCCACGAAAGAUUUCCCGCUACGGAAAUUAAUAUCGAUAUUGAUGAUAUUAUUGCAAAGGAAUUUGCGCUAACCAUUCACAGUUUAGGUGCGGAAUUAUCUAACUUUAUGGGAUUAGAUAAUGAAGAAUAUAAUUCUUUGAUAGAAUCAAGUGUCAAAGAAUUUAAUAUUUAUAAGACUAGCGUUAAACAGACUAAAAUAAUUGCGCGUAGAAUAUAG